Annulohypoxylon maeteangense is the source of this 303-nucleotide messenger RNA. RefSeq lists its product as uncharacterized. The record is from RefSeq and is a predicted model, not a curated record. The transcript has a single exon. Bases 1 to 303 code for a protein of 100 amino acids. Lineage: Eukaryota; Fungi; Ascomycota; Sordariomycetes; Xylariales; Hypoxylaceae.
AUGGCGCGUCUCUUGGUACCAAGUUGGUUCUUCUCUACACAAUCCAAGCGAUGCCUCAGGCCCCACUAUCGAAGCCAUCAUUCACGACAAACACUAUGCUGCUUCAUCGUUGUUACUCUUAACAAGGCUAUGCUACCCGCAAGAACAGUAACCUCUACGACACGACCCUCAUCUACGGGGACGACAGCAGAAGGCGCGACAACCACGUGGUUCUUGAAACUGGCCCUGCACAAGGAUGGAAACCUACAGGCCGUGCUUCGGUCACUCGGUGCACACCAGGCUAUCCCCACCCUCUGGAGAUGA